This is a messenger RNA of Musa acuminata subsp. malaccensis (wild Malaysian banana), 931 nucleotides long. The record is from RefSeq and is a predicted model, not a curated record. Lineage: Eukaryota; Viridiplantae; Streptophyta; Magnoliopsida; Zingiberales; Musaceae.
GUCCUAUUAUAAAAAAUGUAACCUCAGUUUCACUGUAUUCAAAAAAUCAUUAGAUUCUGUUUCUCUUAUAAAUUUGCAUUCCUCCAAUAACAUUCAAUUAUAUUUCAUCUCUUGUUCCUUAAUCCUUCAGUAACUUUCGUUGUCUGACAAGCAUAAAAAAAAGGUGUAUCUGUCUGAAAAUUGCAAAGAAUUUUGGUGAACUUCUAUGAUUCAUAGAGGUUUAUCCAUCACUCUUCUCCUAAUCUAGCUUACAAAGUCAUAACUCAUAUAAGAAGAUCUUACUCAAAUACAAAGAAUUUAGUAUGACUCUUGAUAACACCUUUUAACACUAACUCAGAUAAACUUUAGAUUAUCUUCCAACAUUAUGUAAUUUCUUUUACAGGUUGAAUAAACAUGGAAUGAAUGAAUCUCAGGGCUACAAGUAUUUUGUUUUGCGUGCACAAAAAAUAGCAUUAUCACAUGGAUAUGAAGUCAUCAAUUGGGAAGAGACUUUCAACAACUUUGGGAGUCAACUCAGCCCAAAAACUGUGGUUCAUAACUGGCUUGGUGGUGGAGUAGCACAGAAGGUGGUGGCGGCUGGACUGAGAUGCAUUGUGAGCAACCAGGACAAGUGGUACUUGGAUCACUUGGAUGUCCCAUGGCAGAAGUUCUACAUGAAUGAGCCCCUUACAAACAUCUCCACGCCUGAGCAGCAGAAAUUGGUCAUUGGUGGUGAGGUGUGCAUGUGGGGAGAAAGUAUUGAUGCCUCUGAUAUCGAGCAAACCAUCUGGCCUCGUGCUGCAGCUGCUGCAGGUAAUACUGGCAAAAACUAAGCAUUAAAAUCUCGGUUAGAUAUCAGUUUCCAUAACCUACCCAACCAAUAUAAGACCAGUAUAUAUAUAAUUGAAUAAAAUAGAAAAACAAAUUAAAAAGUAAUGGUAUUGUAUCGCUA